Prorocentrum cordatum is the source of this 879-nucleotide messenger RNA. The record is from the annotation of a GenBank genome assembly. NCBI's taxonomy places the organism in Eukaryota, Dinophyceae, Prorocentrales, Prorocentraceae.
GCCCCAGCGGCGGCCUACGACUGUUUGCAGCGCGGAGCGGCAGGCGCCAGCCCCGAGCAGGAGCAGUGGUGCUGCGCCCACGAGCAGCUGAUGUGCCACAGUCGGGGCACCACCAGCAGCGUCAGCUACGAUUGUGCGGCGGAUCUCGCGAACUGGGAGACCGGCUGGUCAGCGCGGAAGAAGGAAUGGUGCUGCAAGCGCGAGUCCCGGGGAUGCGGCGGCGCCGCGGCACCCUCGGGUGCCGUGGAGCCACCCACCGUGUUCGAGGGCACCGGCGAGGCGGCGGAGGACAGCAGGUCGAGCCGCUACGACUGCGACGCUGAGCUCUGGGACUCCGAGGCCAACUGGUCCGUGACGAAGAGAAGCUGGUGCUGUGAGCACUUGGCCAAGGGCUGCCCAGCCUCCACGACUUCGUCGGGCCCCUACGACUGCCGCCGCGGCCUCUUUGCCUGGAGCGAGUCCUGGCCCGAGGAGAAAAAGUGGUGGUGCUGCAAGACCCCCAGGACUCGGCUGCGCACCGGCGCCGUCCCCCGCGGACUUCGCCGACGAGACGCCUGGGCCCACCACGGGCCAAAAGCUGCGGGAGGGGCCCGCCGGAGAGGAACUGGGCGCGGGGCGCGCCCACCACGCCGCGGGCGGCAUCGGCGUCGGCCUGCGCCGGCUGCUGCCGGCGGCGGUCGGCUGGGAGGAGAGGGACAGUGGUCGUCGUGGGCGCCCACUGCAGGAGAGCCAUGCUCGUGGCCUUCCCGGCGGGGUGCCUGCUCCGUUCGGCCUGCGGGGGCGCCUGUUGCAGCCCGGCGGGCCCAGCAUACCGGGAACUCCCGAGAGCGAGCUUCGCGGAGUGAGGCCUUUGCGCUGGGUGCGUUUCUCAUCGUCUGA